AUGGAGCCAUUCCAUCCAGUUUCUAGGCUGUUUGCUUCACGUGACAUGAGAAUGACCAUCCAACCUAAGAAUAUUCCUUUGAGAUGUCGGACGCCCCCACUCCCAAAAAUCGGUCGGACGCACUCGCUCCUUUGGCUCCCAACUGGCGCGCGGUGGGUGGGCUGGGUGCAGCGGCGCGAGCUCGCGCAGGAAUACAACCUCCGAGAUGGCACUGACUCUAGGCUCCUGAAGCUAACCGGCAAGCCUUACACAGCCCGAGAUGCCUACGCCGCGCUUGACUGCACACACGACUCUCCAGAUGUGCACGGGCGUCGCAUUUGGGGGACUCGUGUGCCGAACAAGGUUAAAGUGUUCACCUGGUUGUACUUCAAAGACAGGUUGAGUACGAGAGUUAAUCUUCACUCUAAGCAUGUUGUGGAUGAUGACCACUGCCAGCGUUGUUCAGCAUCACUUGAGGACCGACACCAUGUGUUCUUCGCCUGCUCGGCGAGUGCAGAUCUCUGGGGGGAAAUUGGACUAAGCAAUACAGCUUCCCUUUCUGAUGCUGAAAUCUGGAACUCCAAUGUUCCUCCCGGCCUUGAUGCAAGCAUUUGGCCCUUCAUCUUGCUGACAAUUCUGUGGCGAUUGUGGGAUGCAAGGAACGGCGAAAUCUUCAGGAACAAACCUCUAGCAGCCGUGCUGUAA
Molecule: messenger RNA, 684 nt
Organism: Miscanthus lutarioriparius
Lineage: Eukaryota; Viridiplantae; Streptophyta; Magnoliopsida; Poales; Poaceae
Source: the annotation of a GenBank genome assembly